GAUCGCGAGUCUUGUGAUUAGUCAUUCAAUACUGGACGAGCUAUAGACAGGGCUCACGAUUGACCUAGUACCAGCUGUUUACAAUUUACGCGAAUGUGAUUAUAGAAUGGCCGCUAGUUCUUGCCUAAUUUUUAAAAGAGGACGUUCCAAAAUAGCUAGAAUUUGAUGAUAAACCAAAUUGUAUACGAUAAUACGAAGUAAUUUUAGGUCAUGUAAAUUAAAACGUAAUUUUGUAGUGCAAUAUCCACCUUUAUUGGAAAAGUAAAUAAAUAAUUACACUUGGUUCCUUCCAAUAUACAAAUCAAAAAUAGCUCAGCUCUUUUCAUAUUACAAUAGCGAUUAGAUGAAUUUUUAAAAUGGAAGGAUUAACACCUCCAAAAAAGGAACGAAACUUUCCCACUCUAGAUCUUACGGAUCAAACAACACUCGAUGCAGCUCAGCAACCAGUCUUGAUAGUUCAAUCACCGAAAACACCAACCCUGUCGAAGAAAUUGAAGGCCGUUAGUCUCGAUUCGGAUCCACCAACCCAAUCGUCGACUCUAGAGGUAUCCAGAGAUGUCUUCUCAAUGCCAAAUACGCCAAAAAAACAAAUAAAGCCAAAAUUAUCUUGCGAUUUCGAAAAAUCAACUUUAGCACCUAGUUUUAAUUCAAAUUUAAAGAAAUUCGCUUCGAAUAACAGCAUAUCUGGAUCUCAAACUCUGAAAACACUACCGGAAAUUAUGACUUUGCAUGAUUUUUCUGACGGACCUGUAACAUUACCCAUUAAAUUAAAAGCUAAAGGUCUCUUAGAACGCAGAGGAUCAAACGCAAGUCUUACUAUAGACUUGGGAUCUAAUUCUAAUAUUUCCGAUGUAAAACCGGUGGCUUUAAACAGACUUAACACCGCAAAAAGUGUAUCUAACCUCAAUUUAUCGACAUUCGAUUCGGAUAAAACGUGUAGCUGUUUGAAAAAGUGCGAAGUACAGUCGAAGGCAGCGAUCGAAAGACGAAAAUCGCAAGAAGCGUGCGGCAAUUGCACGAUAUACGAAUCGGUACCGAAUAAUAUUAAAAGUUGCAAAACCAAAUGUCAGAUAGUGAAGAAAUGUAACUGUUGUACGAAAUCGAGAAGGAAAUCAUUAUCUAACGAAAAUCUGUAUAUACCUCCGUGCGGGUUUUGUCAAACUGGAGCUUUUAAAGAGUGCUCCGGUACGUCUAAACAUUGUAAAGGGAUCAGAAAGGCAUACUAUCCGAGACAACCUGAUCUAGAAACAACCCAAUUACUUUCCGAGGAUUUUAAGUUGCAUUUGGAGAACGUUCAGUAUCUACAAACUGCUGGUAAUCUGCUGACCAUUGAAGAAUUAAGGAAAUCGUGUGAGGUUUCACGGGUACCAAAGCUGAACCAAGAAUUCUGGGAGGUUCCUUUGAAUCUUCAAGAAAAAUGUUAUGUUUCUGGUAGUCAAAGCAGAAAUAGAUAUAAAGGAGUAUUACCAAACGAACAUAGUAGAGUGCAUUUACCUGGACCGCAACAAUACAUCCAUGCCAAUUAUAUUAAAGGUCCAGAUUAUACCGAAACUACUUAUAUAGCAACUCAAGGGCCGAUGAACCACACAUGUCAAGAUUUUUGGGAAAUGGUUUGGAGUACACAUUGUAAAUGUAUAGUAAUGUUAACGGGUCUGGUGGAGAAGGGAUGGAGCAAAUGCGAGUUGUACUUCCCUUUAGGGAAAAAGGACGAAAGGGCGGAAAAGUCUUUUUACUACGUUAAAACCACAAAAGUUCGAGACAAAUUCACGUUCGAUUUGAAAGCGAAUACUCAACAGUACGAAGAGGAAACGCACACAUUCGAAGAACUAAACGAAGUUACUUUUGGGAAUUACAGAAUAACUUACGUGAAUGAAAGUACCCUAGACGAGUGUUUUAUAAGGCAAUUAAAACUAAAAAGACUCGAUUCGACGGCCGAAUCGAGAACCAUCUACCAUUAUUGGUUUUCGAAUUGGCCGGAUCACAAGAUGGCCUGCCCGGAGCAGGUCUUGAAAAUCGCUCUGGACGUCUUGAACAUCAUGAAUGCGAAGAAAAAAACCGACAAUAACGUCAAUGACAUAUCGAAAAAAACCGAUGAAUCUCUAACGCAAAGUACAAAAUAUAAAUUUGAUCUCAAAACAAGAAGUUGUUGUGACAAUUCUGAUUACAAAAUGUCUAAGAAGGAUACGAUGCUCGCUUUAAAAGGCACGCCCGAAGUACGUCGGAAGUCAAUGGAAAAUCUCAAACUACCCGUAAUAGUUCACUGCAGCGCGGGAAUAGGUAGGACGGGGUGUUUCUUGGCCAUCCUGAACGGCAUUCAGCAAUUGCGGGCGAGCGGAACGGUCGACGUUUUGGCCAUUUUAUGCUCGCUCAGGUUAAACAGAGGCGGAAUGGUCCAGACGGCCGAACAGUACGAAUUAAUACACAGAGUGUUGAGUUUGUACACGGAAAUUAUGACGUAGAUUCGACGAACGACUUUCGUAGCGUAAUUUAAAAGAAGAAGAAAGUCCGGGAGAUAUUAACCGGGCUGCUUUCCAGUACCCAAACCGAUUUCAGAUAAUGGAUAUAGUCCAGCGUAAUGGGCAGUUAUGAUGAAACAAAUAAGAGGUUAAAUUUUUUCGAACGAAUGUAUUUUUAAUCGAUUUGUAUGCAUAAUACACAGGGUUGAUUGAGAAUUUUUGUAAAUAUACAGGGUGGUUCAGUUUAUAUCGUCAGGAUUUCAGCAGCUGAUCGACAAAUGACCCCACACAAAUCUUAUGGAAAUUGGGUCCCGGUCAAAUUCGCUUAAUUUUUGAUUUAAUCAUACUGGUAAAUUGUCUCAAUAGCUACAAAGCUCAAAAAUGGAUAGUUUGGCCAGGACAGAGCUUUAAAGCUCCGAGUAUCCUCCACGGAUUUAUGUAUAUGCGCAGUGUGUAUAGACUUUUGAAAUAGCCUAUUUAAUUUUUUUUAUUAUCCAGGUUUAUAUUUUAGAGGUUGCUGAAUUCAGAUCUGUUGUUAGAUUUUCAAAAUUGAUAGUUGGCAGCUGUCAAAUAGCUGUCAAUGUGCUAUAAUAAAGCCAAAAACUUGUUUUUUAUGUUUUAUC
Psylliodes chrysocephalus is the source of this 3079-nucleotide messenger RNA. The record is from the annotation of a GenBank genome assembly. Lineage: Eukaryota; Metazoa; Arthropoda; Insecta; Coleoptera; Chrysomelidae.